GAAGAAGCGGCGAGGAAACACAAAGACGUCUGUGACUCUUUCUGUGCUCCCAGGAUGACCGUCACAUAUUCCAGUAAAGUAGCGAACGCCACCUUCUUCAGUUUCCACCGGCUGCUGCUGCGCUGGAAGGGAAGCAUCUACAAGCUGCUGUACAGAGAGUUCAUCCUGUUUGUGCUGCUCUACACGCUGCUCAGCGUCGUAUACAGACUUUUCCUCUCCGAUGAACAGAAGAGGUUGUUCGAGAAACUCUCCAUGUACUGUGAUAAAUACGCAGAGCAGAUCCCCGUCACCUUCGUUCUGGGGUUUUACGUGACUCUGGUGGUGAAUCGAUGGUGGAAUCAGUUUGUCAACCUGCCCUGGCCCGACCGACUGAUGUUCCUCAUCUCCAGCUGUGUUCAUGGUAAAGAUGAAUAUGGCCGCCUGCUUCGCCGGACGCUGGUGCGUUACGUUAACCUCACUUCACUCCUCAUCUUCCGCUCCGUCAGCACCGCCGUCUGCAAACGCUUCCCAACCAUGGACCAUGUGGUCGAGGCGGGUUUUAUGACUCCAGAGGAGAGGAAAGUGUUCGAGAACGUGCCCUCGCCUCACCUGAAGUACUGGAUUCCCGUCGUCUGGUUUACCAACUUGGCGUCCAAAGCUCGGCAGGAAGGACGCAUCCAAGACAGCAUCAACCUGCAGAGUAUUCUCAAUGAGAUGAACGUGUUCAGGACCUGGUGUGCCACUCUGUUCGGCUACGACUGGGUCGGCAUCCCUCUGGUGUACACGCAGGUCGUCACUCUGGCUGUCUACACCUUUUUCGUGGCUUGCCUGAUUGGUCGCCAGUUCCUCGACCCUGCCCAGCAUUACCAAGGUCACGACCUUGACCUCUACGUGCCCGUCUUCACUCUGCUGCAGUUCUUCUUCUACGCCGGCUGGCUCAAGGUAGCGGAGCAGCUGAUCAACCCGUUUGGAGAGGAUGAUGACGACUUUGAAGCCAACUGGAUCAUUGACAGGAACCUUCAGGUGUCUCUGCUGGCCGUUGACGAGAUGCACAUGAACCUGCCUCAUAUGACCAAAGACAUGUACUGGAACGACAGCGAGGCGCGGCCGCCAUACACGCUAGCUGCUGCUGACUACUGCAUCCCAUCAUUCCUCGGCUCGACCACUGACAUGGGACUUUCUGACAUCCUGCAGUUUGAUGAUGCUGAUGUUGGGGAUAAUCGUGGCCGGCAACCGGAGUCUGUUUUGACUCUGCGCCAGGAAUCUGUUCUGGGUCGAGUACGCAGGCUGCUCAGUGUUCAGGAGCCUCCUGAGCUCCGACCUCCCCGACCCAUCUUUAAACGACACAGCAGUGAUGCAACAGGAAGCUUCUUCCCAGACCUCAGGGUCAAUCCAGGCCCAGCAAACAUGCACCCACCCUCCACUCAGGCGGUGCCUCCCUCUGCCAUGGACACCCUGUCCACUGUAAGGGAGGUCAGCAGCAAUCCUCCAUCCCCUGAAGGCUCACUGUCUGCUGAUUUCCCCCGGCUCGUCAUCAGCCCACCGCUGACCAGGGGCGUCUGUCACAACAUGGAAUCUCCUCACAACGGUGAAGCAGCAAAACCACAGAAUGGACUGGAUCCCUCCUCCGCUGAGGAGAUACCAGGCUUGGACACAACAAGGCACGGCUCCCCGGUCUGUUGUUCCCCCACACAACUGGGACCCAAGGAAUUUCGCUGGGCGACACAAGACGUCCAGAAUCCACCACCGACCCGACUGAGGGGACGCCAGUUCUCCCUCCAGUUCUCCAGACAGACCUCAAAGGGGUCUGUCCGCAGCCUACCCAGCCCUACAGGUCUAGGAAGGCGGAGACGAGGCCUGGCUCGAUUCCAAUCCAGACGAUCCCCUGGACCCCCUUCUGACACUCUGCAGCUCCCUGAACCGGAGUACGACCAAGAUUUCCAAGGAAUGGCCGGGACUGAGAAAGACAACAAGGACGGAUCCAACAGCAGUGAAGAAAUAAAAAACCCGGAUUCCCAAUCGCAGAGCUCAGAAAACAUAUGAGAACCACUUUGAUCAACAAAACAAUUGAGCCUAUUUGCAAACUGGCAUUGAAAUUACCCAACAGGAGAACUCCCAACCAUGACCAGGUACAUUAAAACCAAUUGCUUAAAAAGCACCAUCGAGAGAGACCUGAGACAAACCCAAACCGGGGCUCCAAUAAGGUACCCCAAAGGAUCCAGUAGCUUACAAAUCGGGCGAUUUAAGCAAACAUGGAAAGAGAAAGCAACAACCACCACGACGGCACAUGGUAGACUAGAAACCUGCAACUGUAGAAAAUGUAUGCUUAAAAAAAGGGAAACGAGCCACUAAGAGCUGAACCCGUUGUGGAGAAGUUUUCAUCAACAUCAGAGGAACUACAGAUACAAAACACAGACUCCAACAGUUAUCUCUGGUGGCUGCUGAUGGGAUUAAGAUCUCAGGAAUACUACCUGGACUUUGGAGACAAAUAUCUUUUGUAGCAUAAACUCUUCUGUCUUUGUGUAUUACACUUUAUAUUCCACUGUUUUUAUCUGCUGCUGCUAAAACACCAAAAACUGCUAUUCACAAUGUCAGAUGUGUUACGGUUGUUAUGCUGUUGUAACUUUAGGAUGGAUGAACUGAUCUCAGAAAGGUUGUGAAACAGGAGAAAGAAUGAUUGGUUGAUGAAGCCUAUUGCUGCUAGAUAGUUUCCAACUUUUUCCCAUUUGAGUUGGUCCCUUUGCAAGAACUACAAAAUGCUGUUAAGGUCUUUUAAUUGUACAACGUGUGUUGAUCAAACAGUUAUCAAAUAUCGAUAACAAAUGUGUGUUAUU
Messenger RNA from Labrus bergylta (ballan wrasse), 2813 nucleotides. Its product is annotated as bestrophin-3. NCBI's taxonomy places the organism in Eukaryota, Metazoa, Chordata, Actinopteri, Labriformes, Labridae. Gene Ontology annotation, molecular function: chloride channel activity. The record is from RefSeq and is a predicted model, not a curated record.